CAACAUCAAACUAACAACACAACCAAGUUAUACAGCAACAUCAUUUAAGACCUCAUCGAACAUGUCCACAUUACAAAAAUUCACCACUGACAACCAACAACAUCAUACAGGUUGUUAAAUAAACCGUUUCAAAAAUUGCAGCCAUCAUGGAUUUACAAACACAAACAUAAAGCUAGACACGAAACUGAAAGAGCUAAAUAUAUAGAAAUAAAAUUGUAUAUAUAAACUUCUCAUUCUAACAUAUGUUCUCUAAGGUAAUUGUUGCUUUUGUGUCAGCCAUCAUGGAUUUUAAAUGAAACGGUUUUAGCUAUAACUAUAGUUAUCUCUUGUACUCUUUCAUAUUCCCUAUAUAACACAUAAAACUCACCUCACUUUUAGAAGAAGAACAACAAUUGUUUGAUUUUCUUUUGUGUUUGUAUUCUAUCGGUUUGACAAGAAAAAAACAACACAGAAAUUUAGUUGCAAAAAACUAAUAAACGUGGAAAGAAGCAAAAUUGAUACAAGAAAAUAGAAUUAAAUUAAGAAAUUAUAGUUAAACUAAAAAACAAAACUAAAAUAAAUACAAAUAUUUUAAAUAAAAUAAACAUUAAUUUCCAACAACAAAUAUAAAAAGGCGCGCAGAAAAAUUAUAAGAAAAAACACAUUUGCCGGUGUGAGCGGAUAACGAGCCAGAAAAAAAUUUGUAAACAUAAAGCAAUUUCAAAACAAAUGUAUCACAAAUUAAACAAAAUAAUUAAAAAUUUUGUUUUUUAGCAUAAAAUUGAAAAAGGAAUCUUAAAAUUAAUAGAACAAUUACAAAAAUUUCUUGAUUAUUGUAAAUUGUUUUACGCUUUGCAUAUUGCUCUCUGGUUCAGCAAUGCUUUUCAAACUGCAUAGCUAUACUCACCACUUGUAUAUGUAAACUAGAAGCAGCAUUUGUUUAUCUUAAAAAAAAAAUAAACGAACACACCUCAACAGCUGUUUAAUAAAACUCGAAAGAAACUUUAUAAAUUAAUAAUAAAAGAAAAAAACUUUACUAAACACAUAAUGUCUGCAUCAGAAACAGCGUCUUUAACCGCCCCAAACAUGCAAACGUCUGAUAGACGUUGUGAAAAUCCCGACUGUAAUGUCAAUAAACUUAUUUCGAUGGUACCAAAACGUAAAACCACCCAAUUUAUAGCCGAUCCUAUGGUCAUAGAAAAACCCAUGUUGGUUAAUGGUUUUACCGCAGUCUUUCAAGUAGAUGGCAGUUCUGCUCGUCUUAUGGACAUUAAAAAUCCUAAUGGUGAUGGACAAACAAAAACUAUUUAUCGUAUUAUACCAAAUUCUCAUGUACAUGUCGUCAACUAUGUGGUAGUCGAUACUGAUGAAACUUAUCUCAAGAAAAUUACCGAAAAUGAUCCAGCUACUAUGCAAAAGUUGUUGACUUCACAAAAGGAAAGUGCUGAUCAAAUGUUAAAGAAAAUAAUGUCAGGACAGGGUUCCUCAGCUACUGCAGCCAUGACCACUGUAGUAUCAACCAUUAAUAAUGCCAGUAAUAUAGCACCAGCACCUUCUGUUGCUGCUAAUAUUACUAAUCCAGUAGUCCCUGCUCCAACAGCUGUUACAGCUCAAAAGAAUUCCAUCAAAUUACCCGUUAGAAUGCAUCCUAAUUUGAAAAUUACUGCGGUAACCAGUGGUGAGGCGGUUAAUACACCACCUACAAUGUCGGCAAAUGUUAGUUCAACUACCCAAUUAACAGCACCUUAUAUACAACCUGUGCCAUUAAAUAAUUUACAGGCUACGACCACAGCUCCUAUAGUUGCUGCACCGAUCGAUACGGUAGACAAAACUACUUAUGAUAAAAUGCAAGAGGAAAUCAAUGAUUUAAGACGUACCGUUGCUAUGUUGGCCGAAGCUCAAGCAAAAAAUCAGCAACCACCGGCUACUGCUAAAGUUGCCAAACGUCCCAGAAUAUCUUUACCUAAAUUAGUUUAGUUUUUUUUUUGGAUUAUAUUAUGACUUUAUUCUUAAACUUUUACUUUGUUUUUGAUUGAGUAUGUGUAAUUUUAUUCAAAAAUUUGUUUAAAUAAUAUUUUUUUUUGAAAAAGUACUUUAAUUAUUGUUUUGUUUUAGUAUUUGUCACAUAUGCAAAUUUUAAUUAGAAAUAAUGAGAUUUUUCUUGAAUUUAUACAAAGAAUGUUGAAAUAAUUUAUAGAAAAAAGUUUUACAUUAAUAUUUGCAAAUGUGGCAAGUAAAACAG
Molecule: messenger RNA, 2221 nt
Organism: Lucilia cuprina (Australian sheep blowfly)
Lineage: Eukaryota; Metazoa; Arthropoda; Insecta; Diptera; Calliphoridae
Gene: Boh2
Exons: 2
Coding region: 1027-1956 (309 amino acids)
Source: RefSeq, a predicted model, not a curated record